This is a messenger RNA of Suncus etruscus (white-toothed pygmy shrew), 2273 nucleotides long. RefSeq names its product four-jointed box kinase 1 (gene FJX1). Lineage: Eukaryota; Metazoa; Chordata; Mammalia; Eulipotyphla; Soricidae. The record is from RefSeq and is a predicted model, not a curated record. Bases 48 to 1337 code for a protein of 429 amino acids. Gene Ontology annotation, biological process: cell-cell signaling. The transcript has a single exon.
CGGGCGGCGGUGGCACCGGCAGCGGGCGCGGCCGGAGGAGAAGCAGCAUGGGCAGGAGGAUGCGCGGCGCCGCCACCAUCACCACCGCGGGGCUCUGGCUGCUGGCGCUGAGCUCGCUGCUGGCGCUCUGGGGCGGACUCCUGCCGCCGCGGACCGAGCACCCACCGGGGCGGCGUUUGCUAGCCGGGAUCGGCGCCCCAGAGCCCGCGCCUCGCUUCCCUGGGCCGCCGCGCCGGGAACGGGACGCCGGAGCAGGCUCCCUAAAAACUUUCCGGGCGCUGCUCACCUUGGCGGCCAGCGCCGACGGCCCGCCCCGGGAGCGCCCCGGUGGGCACCGGCGGCACGUGCCAGCGGGCCAGCCCGGCUCGGAGGCGGUGCCCGGGGGCGUCUUCUGGAGCCGCGACUUGGAGGAGCAGGUGCCCCGGGGCUUCACCGAGGCGCAGGCGGCGGCGUGGCUGGAGGCGGUGCGCGGCGCCCGGGUGGUGGCCCUGGAGCGCGGGGGCUGCGGGCGCAGUUCCAACCGGCUGGCCCGCUUCGCCGACGGCACCCGCGCCUGCGUGCGCUACGGCAUCAACCCGGAGCAGAUCCAGGGCGAGGCCCUGUCCUACUACCUGGCGCGGCUGCUCGGCCUCCAGCGCCACGUGCCGCCCCUGGCGCUGGCCCGGGUGGACGCUCGCGGCGCGCAGUGGGCGCGGGUGCGGGAGGAGCUGCACGCCGCGCACUGGGCCGAGGGCAGCGCGGUGAGCCUGACCCGCUGGCUGCCCAACCUCACGGACGUGGUGGUGCCCGCGCCCUGGCGCUCCGAGGACGGCCACCUGCGCCCCCUGCGAGCCUCGGGGGGCGAGCUGGCCAACCGGAGCCGGGCGGAGCUGGUGGACCUGGUGCAAUGGAGCGACCUGAUCCUCUUCGACUACCUGACGGCCAACUUCGACCGGCUGGUCAGCAACCUCUUCAGCCUGCAGUGGGACCCGCGCGUCAUGCAACGCGCCACCAGCAACCUGCACCGGGGCCCCGGCGGGGCGCUGGUUUUUCUCGACAACGAGGCCGGCUUGGUGCACGGCUACCGGGUGGCGGGCAUGUGGGACAAGUACAACGAGCCGCUGUUGCAGUCGGUGUGCGUGUUCCGGGAGCGGACGGCGCGGCGCGUGCUGGAAUUGCACCGGGGCCAGGACGCGGCAGCUCGGUUGCGGGGACUCUACGAGCGCCACGAGCCGCGCUUCCCCGAGCUGGCCGCGCUGGCCGAUCCCCACGCUCAGCUGCUGCAGCGGCGCCUCGACUUCCUCGCCAAGCACAUCUGGCACUGUAAGGCCAAGUACGGACGCCGACCCGGCACUUAGCCUCCCUCCCCAAAAAAUGGGAAGGAGAGAGAGAAUUUAGACAGAGACUCAGGUUAGGGACUGCACGGUGGAGGAUGGGCCGGACCAAGGCGCCAACGCCCAGCCAGUGGAGUCUGAACGUGGAAGGCUGCUGAAACUUCAGUUUCACCCCCUUCCUGCAACGCCCCCCCCCCGCCCCAAAACGGGAGGGAUUUCUUAGGAGGACUGUCUCUCCCACACCCUCCGAGGCGAAAGUGUUAACAUUCCCUCCACCCAGUCUAUGAAAGGAUUCUGCCCUGUGCCUGCUGCACUGAGUUUGGAUGGAUGGAACAGGCUAAAACGGAGUUUGCUCUCCCCCCCGCCCAGGUGGCUUUCUCAGUGGGAAAUGCACCCCCGUUUUCACGGCGUCCUUAGGCUCCUUUCCGAAAAAGGAAAACUUCUAUUGGAGCUCCAAUCGCAGCACCGGUGGCCCCGGAACAGGAUUGUGACAGUAAGCUGGUGGAACCCUCUUUCUGUGUUCUCCCUUUGUUCCAGCUCCGCGAUGGUGAGAUCACUGUGAAAGAGAGCUGGGGGGUGGAGGGCUCCCGAUAUGACAAUGAACCCCCUGGACCUCCGCAACCCUGGAGCCCUCAGACCUUGAGGAUUUAUGUCUGACUUGUUCCUUCCCUCUUGCCAUUAGGUAUCAAUGGCAAGGCGGGCUCAGUGCACUGAAUCAAAGAAUGAAUUUCUUCUUCCCCGCUCCAGAUCGACCAAAAUGUUGCCAGUGAUGAUGUGCACCUGAAGAAAAAAAAAUUAUUAAGUUUCAAGCACUUUACUUUGUUUUUAUUUUAAUUUUGUAUUAAGGAAAACUUUUUUUAUUUGACAAAAUUUGCCUUUUAUGUAUAUAUGUGCAUAAAGUGUGGUGUAAAUAUACUAAACAAACUUAUAUUUCAAUAAAAGGGAGUUUAAAAUUUAGAA